Lactuca sativa (garden lettuce) is the source of this 2479-nucleotide messenger RNA. RefSeq names its product putative methyltransferase PMT3. Gene Ontology annotation, molecular function: methyltransferase activity. Gene Ontology annotation, cellular component: cytoplasm; endosome; trans-Golgi network. NCBI's taxonomy places the organism in Eukaryota, Viridiplantae, Streptophyta, Magnoliopsida, Asterales, Asteraceae. The record is from RefSeq and is a predicted model, not a curated record.
CGCGUGCCAACAGUGCUGUGCGUCUUCACUGUCAAACUCUCAGAUCUACCCCCACUCUCCCCCUUUUAUUCUGUUUAUAGGCAUCCAAUUUCCACUCACUAUCUACAAAUUCAACAUUUCGAUAGAAAUUCGGAGCUUAGAUCCAUUAUCUGGACGCCAGUUGCUCGGACCAUAAAUCUGGCAUCUGGAAUAGUCUAUUAUCUUUGAUUCCAAGAAAUUUAGGGAACCCACAAAUUGAUCAUAAUUUGGAUAACAGUUACCAGAUUAUACAACUGGUAUCCAUCAUCCACCAACAAAACUAUGGGAUCAAUCUUGUGAUCUAUAUAGAUUGCAUUUAAAGUGAAGACCAAUUAACGUUGUGAAGCAUCAAACAUAAUGAGAGGAAGAACAGAUGGAUCGAAGAAACGUUUGCUCACCACUUUCUUUUUUGUAGCAGUUUUCCUUCUUUUCCUGUAUUUGUACUUUGGUUCUCAGAGUCAAGGUGAAUCAGCUCUAGAAUAUGGCAGCAGAUCUUUAAGGAAACUUGGAUCCUCAUACUUAGGUGGGGAUGAAGAAUCUGAUCUUGGCAUUAAGCAAGAUGAUUUCAAAUUUGGGUUGGAUGAUGAAGAUGGUAUUGUGCCAAAGAGUUUUCCUGUUUGUGAUGAUCGAUACUCUGAGUUGAUACCUUGUCUAGAUCGAAACCUCAUCUACCAAAUGAGAUUAAAAUUGGAUCUUUCUUUAAUGGAGCACUAUGAAAGACACUGCCCUUUACCUGAAAGGCGUUUCAACUGCUUGAUUCCUCCUCCAACAGGGUACAAGGUCCCCAUCAAGUGGCCUAAAAGCAGAGAUGAAGUAUGGAAGGCUAACAUUCCACACACUCACCUUGCAAAAGAAAAAUCUGACCAAAAUUGGAUGGUUGUUAAAGGCGAAAAGAUCAUAUUCCCAGGUGGAGGAACUCAUUUCCAUUAUGGAGCUGAUAAAUACAUCAAAUCACUAGCAAAUAUGCUGAACUUUCCAAAAGACAACAUGAACAACGAAGGAAACCUACGAACAGUUCUCGAUGUGGGAUGUGGAGUUGCAAGUUUCGGGGGUUACCUUCUUGCAUCCGACAUCAUGACAAUGUCAUUAGCACCAAACGAUGUUCACCAAAACCAAAUCCAAUUCGCUUUAGAAAGAGGGAUUCCCGCAUACCUCGGUGUUCUUGGAACAAAAAGACUUCCAUACCCUUCACGCUCUUUCGAACUUGCUCAUUGUUCUCGUUGCAGAAUCGAUUGGCUUCAAAGGGACGGAAUCCUUCUUCUUGAGUUAGACAGGCUGUUAAGGCCAGGUGGCUAUUUUGCUUACUCCUCUCCUGAAGCUUAUGCUCAGGAUGAAGAGGAUCUUAGGAUUUGGAAGGAAAUGAGUGCACUUGUUGAAAGGAUGUGUUGGAAGAUUGCUGCUAAGAGGAAUCAGACUGUUAUUUGGGUCAAACCUUUGACUAAUGAUUGUUAUAUGGAGAGAGCUCCUGGGACCCAGCCUCCUCUUUGUAGAUCCAAUGAUGAUCCGGAUGCUGUUUAUGGAGUUAACAUGGAAGCUUGCAUCACUCCUUACUCUGAUCAUGAUCACUCAAGUAAAGGAAGCGGAUUGGCACCAUGGCCCGCUAGGCUGACUUCUCCACCUCCUCGUCUUUCCGACUUUGGCUAUUCAAGUGACAUGUUUGAAAAGGACACGGAGACGUGGCGUAAAAGGGUUGAGAACUACUGGGAUCUAUUGAGUCCAAAAAUAACAGCAAACACCAUAAGGAAUGUGAUGGAUAUGAAGGCAAACUUGGGUUCAUUUGGAGCUGCUUUGAAAACCAAAGAUCUUUGGGUCAUGAAUGUUGUCCCUGAAGAUGGACCAAAUACAUUGAAGCUUAUCUAUGACAGAGGCUUACUUGGCUCAAUUCAUAACUGGUGUGAAGCAUACUCAACAUACCCACGAACAUACGACCUACUCCACGCAAGCGAUGUAUUCUCCGACAUAAUCGAAAAGAAAGGCUGCAGUGGCGAAGAUCUUUUAAUCGAAAUGGACCGGAUCCUAAGGCCCACGGGUUUCCUAAUAAUCCGCGAUAAAAAACCCGUAAUCGACUUCGUGAAGAAGUAUUUAACUGCAAUACACUGGGAACAGGUGGCGAUGGCUGAUUCGUCAUCUGAUGAAACCGAUACAGAUCAUGUUGUGCUCAUUGUUCAAAAGAAACUAUGGCUCACUAGCGAAAGCUUGAGGGAAACAGACUAAGUUUUUCAACUUAUAAAAACCAAACCCACUAGGUAAAAAAAGAAGGUGAAAAUGGUUAUGUUUUGUAGUAUCUCUCCCUCUCACUCUCUCAAGUUGUGACAUCUUAGUAGUGUUUUGUUAUGAUUUAGUUGAUUUAUUUGUUAUGAUGAUAUACAUUUGCAUCUACAAACACUUGGUUUUCAGUUUUAUAUUUGUGUAUUAUUUAUUUGGAUUUUAAAUUAUAUAAUCCAAAUUUUAGUUCAUUUGA